Messenger RNA from Rhinichthys klamathensis goyatoka, 2270 nucleotides. RefSeq names its product inhibitor of growth family, member 4 (gene ing4). The record is from RefSeq and is a predicted model, not a curated record. Gene Ontology annotation, cellular component: nucleus. The transcript is spliced from 9 exons. NCBI's taxonomy places the organism in Eukaryota, Metazoa, Chordata, Actinopteri, Cypriniformes, Leuciscidae. Gene Ontology annotation, biological process: positive regulation of apoptotic process; regulation of DNA-templated transcription. Bases 48 to 851 code for a protein of 267 amino acids.
AUGGACUUCCGGUAGUACCGGAAGAACCUUUGUUUGUGUAUGUCAAGAUGGCGGCUGGAAUGUAUCUAGAGCACUAUUUGGACAGCAUAGAGAAUUUGCCAUUUGAACUGCAGAGGAACUUCCAGCUGAUGCGAGAUCUCGACCAGAGGACAGAGGAUCUGAAAGGACAGAUUGAUUCUCUGGCUCGUGAAUACACAGCUAACGCUCGGACAUUGUCCUCCGAACAGAAGCUCUCCCUGUUAAGACAAAUCCAGCAGUCUUAUGGGAAGUGCAAGGAGUUUGGAGAUGACAAGGUCCAGCUUGCGAUGCAAACCUAUGAGAUGGUGGAUAAGCAUAUCCGAAGGUUGGAUACAGACCUGGCUCGCUUUGAGGCUGACCUCAAGGAGAAACAGAUAGAAAGCACCGAUUAUGACUCUACCUCUAGCAAGGGCAACAAGAGUGAGUGCAACAUAGGUGAUCAUCGAGGACCCAAGAAGAAGGAGGUGACUCGCACUAGGUCAAAGGUGAAGAACUCUGAUGAUGAUUGCAGCUCCAAGAGCGGACAGAAGAAGGUCAAACUCACGCAAGGAAAUACCAAAGCGUUAGCGGUUUGCCCUACAGCCUGCUCUGAGUUUUCAACCCCGGCUGUGAACUUUGGGAACGUGCACCCCUCGGAUGUGUUGGACAUGCCAGUGGACCCCAAUGAGCCCACCUAUUGUCUCUGCCACCAGGUUUCAUACGGAGAGAUGAUUGGCUGUGACAAUACAGACUGUUCUAUCGAGUGGUUCCACUUUGCCUGUGUGGGUCUGACCACCAAGCCCAGGGGGAAAUGGUACUGCCCAAGAUGUUCACAGGAACGGAAGAAAAAAUGAACAUGCAAAACAAAAGAAUUCACAGAGAGGGAGGUAGAGGCAGAUGCAAGGGUUGAAAGUGUUUUUAAGGCCCCCCAUAGACACUAAUAUAGAUCCACUCUCUGCUUAAUCUGGUGCUUGUCAUCCUCUUUUCCAUCUUCACAUCCCUCUCUCAGCCAGACAGUAAGAAGGGAUGACGGGUGAAGAUGAAGGAGGUGUAGGUUUUAAUUUAUGUAUUCAAUAAUGAAGAUGACUUUUGUUAUGGAGUAUUUUUGGUUCUGCAUUAUUUUAUAUUCUUAUAUUUUCGGUUUGUUUAUUUGGAUUGUUUUUAUAAAGCUAAUUUUAAACACAUGAACUCAGCAGUCAAAACAGUCAGGGAGCGUAUCAACACUUGAUCUCACAGUUCUUUUUGACUGGGUUUUAACUCCAGACUGGAUAAUUGCUGUCAGUAUCCUUCUCAGAUGGUUUCUAAUAUGGGAUUAUUUCCUACUAGUCUCAGUUUUUGACUUUUAAAAAGUGGAACAGGUCCCAGAGUGGGCUUGAAACCGAUCCCUUACCUAACUUAUUUUCUCAUUUCAAUAUUCAUAAAAGGGCAAGAGUUAUAUCAACAUACCUCACCAGAUCUGACAUGUUUAUAUGACAAAAAAAAAAAAAAAUAGCUGCUCACUGGGAUCAUUUAACUUGAUUUUUACUCACACUCAGUACAGAGCCUUUCCACUAUUGUGUCUUUGUCUUACAUUCACAAAUCCUGCACUUGAAGACCACCUCUUCUCUUCAGGUCCAUUCCACAACUGUAGAUUUCAAUGCAGACAUUUUUUUGGUGCUUAUGGUCACACACUACUUAGAUCGUAUUAACUCGGUCGUAUUCCAGACUGUUGAAAAGCAUUAACACAGCAUGUAAUGUUCAAUUGAACACCUGGUCAUUAAAUGCAUUUUCUUUUUGUAACCUAUGAAUUAACUCUAGUAUUGCUGCGAGUUAAGCAGCUGGGUUCUUUGCGACUGGAUUUUGGUGCUUAUGAAUAUAUUAAAGAUGAUGUGUUUGGUUUGGUUAAAUGCGUGAAAUACACAGUACAGCUUGCAAUGGUUCUCAGUCAUUGUGUCGACGUUGUUAAAGCAGUAUGAUACUUUUUGCGAGAUGUCAGAAUCAAAUGUGUUGAUAUCAACUUGUACGUAAGAUUUGGUUGUUUUAAUAAAGCAAUUACAGGUGUGUCAGACAAUGCAAACAGUUUCAAAUCCUGGUGCUACACUGUGUGCUUUGCCGGUUCUAAUUGAUUAUAUUGUCUGGUGUACGAUGAAGGGUUUGUGUCAUGUGUUUAUUGCCUUUGUGACGUUGCUUUGUGAUUUGAUUGUUCCCGAUAUUCUAGAGUACUGUACUAAUGUCAGAUAAUGGGUCUGGUGUCUUCCAUGCUGAAUGAACAAUGCCUGAUUCUGAAAGCGUCA